This is a messenger RNA of Adineta ricciae, 6456 nucleotides long. Lineage: Eukaryota; Metazoa; Rotifera; Eurotatoria; Adinetida; Adinetidae. The record is from the annotation of a GenBank genome assembly.
AUGCUAGGAAGAAUCUGGCGACCUCCCCGGCCGAUCAAGAAAGAAUCAUCUGAACCUCGCCAGUUUUGUUUUGCUCUUAGCGAUGGAAAUGAGAUAGAUGAUCAAAGUAUCACCGAUGCCGGUGAGCCACCGUUAGUGGAUGAUUCACAAUCACAACAACAAAAAUUGACUCAGGAACAAUUACAACAGUUGUUUUCUCGAGCCAGUUCUCAAUUAAUCGCACAAUCCAAUGAUCAACAGGAUUUUUUCAAACGUGAUGCCUCAAUCAAGGCACCAAAAACUGGUCAAGUCAUUCAAACACCAUUUCCUCCACCUGCUGAAGAUCGCAAAGAAGAUGUUGACAUCGAUCCUGAACAAUUAAAACAAUUAGCUCAACAAGAAGCAGGUCCGCUCAUCAUCGAACGAUACUCUCCAAGUGAAACUGAAAUAAAGCAUCCAAUAACAGCAGUUACGAUCACGUUUAACCAGCCGAUGAUCGCCGUUUCUACACUGGAUGACAAUACGAAUGUAGAAAAUCUUGGCAUAUCAUUGACACCCAAUGUUGAAGGUCGAUGGCGAUGGACAGGAACAAAAACGGUUCAAUUCGAAGCAAAACAUCGUCUACCAUUCGCAACAAAGUACACAUUACAGGUCAAGAAGGACAAAUGUGUAUCAGCAAUUGGAGGAAAAUUAGCAGAUGAACUCUCAUUCGAGUUUGCUACAACGCCACCAAAUGUUGUUCAAUUUUCACCAUAUGAUACAGUUACAACAUUGAAACCGAAAUGUUGCUUAUUAUUCGAUCAAAAGAUUGACCGAAAUCAAAUCUUGCAGCAUUUACGCAUAGUCAGCAGUGGCCAACGUCGAAUAGCAAAUAAUGAUUUGGAAUUGUUGGAUGAAGCCACAGGAAAAAAGGAAUUCGAAGGAAUUUUUAGUUCGAAUGAAGGAGCGGAUGAAAGAUAUGUUGCAUUCACAUUCAAAAAUGAUCUGUCAAAAGCGACACAAUACACUGUUACGGUACCUGCAGGUUGUCCAUCAGCUGAAGGCCCAUUGAAAAGUAAAUCAACGUGGUCAGCUGGGUUUAAAACGUACGAACCUCUAAAAAUUACUCACUGGCGACCAAAUAAGGACGACAAGUAUCAACCAUCGGUUAAUCCAGGCGAAAGUUGGUCAAUUACAUUCAAUAACUCAUUGGAUCAUUCAACAGUCAAUAAAUCAAUAUUUAAAAUUGAACCGGAAGUCAGUGGUUUAGGCAUUGAACGUGCUGAGUAUAAUGAUCAGCAGAUCAUUAUACACAAUAAUUCCAAACCCAACACUGUUUACACAUUGACCAUUCAACCAGAAGUCUUGAAAGAUAUUCAUGGUCAAACAUUGGAACAUAAUUUUGCUGCGCAACCCAUAAAGUUUCAUGUACACAAGUCACCACCGCCACGAGGUCAUCUGUCAGGCGCUACAGGUAUAAUUAUCAUGGAUCCCGGUGUAUUAGAUGAUCCAUUUUAUCCAUUUAUGGUUUACAACUAUUCGGAAGUAACAAUUCGUGUUAAUCGAGUUCAACCAGAAGAUUACCGACGAGAUUUGCCUUGUUUCCAACCGUAUCUGUAUGAACAUCGGAAACGAGUACCGAAUACUCAUCUGCCAGGAAAGGCAUUAGUAAAUCAGACAAUACAGACGAAUUGUGAACGUGAUGAACCGAAAGAGUUGAAAUUUCCAUUGAAAUCAUAUUUAGCACAACAUUCAGGUGUUGGUCAAAUAAUGAUUUUGAUCGAACCAACCAAAAAAGCUUGGAAUCAAUGUCAACAUGAAGAAUGGGAAGAAAGACCCGUCAUAUCGGCUUGGUUACAAUGUACUCAAUUGGCGAUUGAUGUGUUUCAUUCAUCAGCACGGGAUGGCACAACUACUCGCUUUACAACGUGGAUUACUGAUCUAAUGUCCGGCGUGCCUAUUCAACAAGCAACUGUCUCCAUAUCGAACCAGAAAGGUGAAACAAAUCAACAAGGAUUAUGUACCAUCCUUCAUAAUACUGCGAAAGGAAACAGCCGAGAAAAAAUGCUGAUAGUACGAAAAGGUGAAGAUUUAUGUAUGCUACCAGACAUCCACUGUUAUGCUUCAAAUGUGAAUACUUAUGUUUGGCACGUAUUUAACGAUCGAGGUUUAUACAAACCGAAAGAAGAAGUGCAUAUCAAAGGAUACGUUCGAUUCUUGGCAGUGAAAGGUGAUGCUAAACUGCCAACUUAUGCGCAAGGUGUUGUUGAUUAUACAGUCCAUGAUCCUCGCGGUCAACAACUUCUAGCAUCCAAAGUUAAAUUGAAUAGUUAUGGUGCAUUCGAUAUCAAAUUUACUUUGCCUGACAAAGUCAAUUUAGGUGAAGGAUGGGUAACAUUCAAUUUACCAAGCUCACAAACUAAAACAACACAUUCUUUUAAAAUUCAAGAAUUUCGUCGACCAGAAUAUGAAGUUUCAUCAUCGACUCGACCAACGACUGUUCACUAUUCUCAUCCAACCAAUGAUCAAUACAUCAUUGCAAGUUGUCAAGGAAAAUUAUUUGCUGGUGGUUUCUUAAGUGAUGCAAAUGUUCAAUGGAACGUCAGUGCUGAAACAACAACAUUCACACCACCGAAUCGAUCUGAAUAUACAUUUGGUAGAGCUCGACCAUUCUUUUGUUGGUUUGGUAAUAACGAUGACAACAAAACAACGUAUCCUUUACAAUACUUCCAAGGUAGAACCGAUAGUAGAGGUGCACAUGAAGUGAAAAUCAUUUAUCAUGGUAUUGAAACUGAACCAAGACCAACGAUGGUUCGUACAUUAGCAGCGAUUACUGAUUUGAACAAUCAAACACAAGAAACACAAACACAAUUUCUUAUUCAUCCAUCGACGUACUAUGUUGGAUUUCAAAUGACAACGAAUUAUGGUAAAAAAGGUCAACCCAUACAAAGCAAGGUUAUUGUUACAGACGUCGAUGGAAAUUUAAUUGAUAAUGUUUCCGUUGAAUGCAAAAUUGCUGGUACUGGGAAAGAAAGAAAAGAAGAUGCAAAUGGUCUAGCCAUUUAUGAAGAGAUCAAAGAUGAACAACAAAUUACUGAAGUCAGUUCAAAUAAAGAUCCCAUUACUAUGGAAUUUACACCGAAAUUAGGUGGCCAAUAUAACAUCACAUUUACUGUCAAGGAUGAACAAGGACGACCAUCAAUGAGUUUCUACGAAAAUCUUUAUGUUACUGGUGGUACUGGAAAAGAAAUGGAACGACAAAAAGUUGAAUAUAUUCCAACAGACACCUUGACGAUUAUACCGAAUGCAACAAAUUAUCAAGCAGGUGAUAAAUGUGAAUUACUGGUCUUAGCACCAUUUAGUCCAGCUACGGGUCUACUCGUCUUCGAUUGUGAAGGUGAAGUUUCACAACCAAUACAAUUUCAAGUCGAAACUGGAAAAGAUUCGGCAAUAGUUGAAUUUCAAAUAUCACAGGAUUGGAUACCAGGAUUUACCGCAAACAUUGAAUUGACAGGCUCGCUUCCAAGAGAAGCAGAUGAAGGCGAAGUACCUAAUCGUCCAGCUAUUGCUGUUGGUUCGAUAGCGUUGGAAGUUUCCAGAGAUAUCUACAAACUAAAUGUUUCAGUCAAUACAAAAAAUGAACAGAAAACUUUUACUCCAUCAUCAACUGUUCAUAUUGAUGUUGAUGUUACACAGUUCAAAGAUAAAACACCGGCAAACAAAGCAGAAGUUUUUCUACUUGUCGUUGACGAAGCGAUUCUGUCACUAACUGAUUACAAAUUGUCGAGUCCAUUGGAUGUAUUCUAUCCCAACCGACCAACAGCUAUUUCACAGCAGCAUGGUAGAGACCGUUGUUUAUUAUUCAAUAUGCAAGAUAUACAACAAUUUAAAAAAGAAAUGCAGGAAAGCGCGGCGAGAGGUAUUGGCGUAGAGGAAUUGGAACGUCAAUGCUGUUGCUGCUGUUCAUCAUCGGCAAAACGUCGUUGUCGUAGCUGUUGUUGUAUGGAUGCUGAUUUCGGUGGUGGUGGUGGUGGUGCCACUGCUGAUCAAUCAAUAGCAGUUCGUUCUAACUUCAAUCCAUUGGCAUGCUGGGUACCGUCAUCAUCCGUAAAUUCGUCGGGACACGUUUCAUUCGACUUUAAACUACCUGAUAAUCUCACACGUUAUCGUGUAUGGGCUAUCGCAACAAAUGAACAGCAAUAUGGUUUAGGUGAAAUAGCGUUUACUGUACAAUUACCAGUUAUGAUACGACCUUCACCACCACGAUUUCUCAACUAUGGUGACACAGCUAAGUUUUCAGUUGUUUUACAGAAUCAAACUGAUCAACCAUUAUCAUUACAUGCUGGUCUAAAAGCAACCAAUGCCAAACUAAUUACAUUGGAAACCAAUCAACAAGUUGCUGGUUAUGCCGUUCAACUUCAACCGAAUAAACGAGCAGCUGUUGUAUUUCCAUUGUCAACAGUCGAUGCAGGUACAGCACGUUUUCAAUUUAUUGUCAAUACAAUUCCAAAUGGAAAUCAAGUAUUAUUUGGUGAUGCCAUUGAAUUAAGUGUGCCCGUUUUUACACCAGCAACAUCAGAAGCAUUUGCAACGUAUGGUGAUAUCAGCGAAGAAAACAUUGUUUUUCAACCAAUUAAAACACCCGAAAAUGUGAUUCCACAAUUCGGUGAAUUAUCAGUUUCAACGAGUUCAACAGCAUUAGCAUCAUUAACAGAUGCCAUUAUUUCACUGUAUACAUAUCCAUACGAAUGCUCAGAACAAUUGAGUUCAAGAUUAUUGGGUGUGCAUGCAUUGUGGGACGUUCUACAAGCAUUUCAAUGCAAAGAUUUACCACAAACAACUGAAAUAGCAACAAAAUUACAAUCCGAUAUGAAUACAUUGAAAGGCCGUCAAUAUCCAAAUGGUGGUUUCGGUUAUUGGACAAAUCGAAGUGAUCGUCUUACUGAUCCAUUCGUCAGCAUACAUGUCACUCAUUGUUUAGUUGUCGCCACAAAGAAACGGAUAUGCGACGUCAAUAGGAAUAUGUUGAAAAAUGCUCUUCGAUAUGCAAGUCAUAUUGAAUCGGAAAUAAACGAAUUACCAUACGCGAAGUAUUGGAGUGAAACAACUAAAUUUAGUUUGAUGAGUUAUGCAUUAUAUGUACGCGCAAAAGAUGGACAAAAUGUUGCAAAUGAAGCUGUGAAACUAUUUGAGCGAAGUGGAUUGAAAAAGCUUAGUUUAGAAGCAUUAGGUUGGCUCUUAGUGGCAUUAUCAACUGAACAAAAUAAGCAAGCAACUGCAUUGAUUGAUUCGAUUUAUAAACAUCUUAAAGGAAAAGUGAGUGAAACUGCUGAAACAGCCAAUUUUAUCACAUCGUAUGGUGAUGAUGGUCAAUCAGUUAUGUUGCAUUCGAAUCAACGAACAGAUGCCAUUCUGUUAGAAGCAUUAUUACACAUCGAUCCACAAUCAACACUUUGUACAAAAAUAUGUAAAGGUCUCCAAUCACAUAAAGUCAAAGGUGCAUGGAAAUCGACACAGGAAAAUUGUUUCGUUUUGAUUGCAUUAGACAAAUAUUUUCAUAUCAAAGAAAAAGAUACACCAAAUUUCGUUGCAAAGAUUUGGCUUGAUAAUGAUUAUUGUGGUCAACAUCAAUACAAAGGUCGAACAACAAAUACAACGACAGUCGAUAUUCCAAUGAAAGUUGUUCUCUCCCAAACAAAUGACAAAAAUCUAAUCAUGCAAAAAGAUGGUCGAGGUCGAUUGUACUAUCGUAUUGCAUUNGCAUUAGACAAAUAUUUUCAUAUCAAAGAAAAAGAUACACCAGAUUUUGUUGCAAAGAUUUGGCUUGAUAAUGAUUAUUGUGGUCAACAUCAAUACAAAGGUCGAACAACAAAUACAACGACAGUCGAUAUUCCAAUGAAAGUUGUUCUCUCCCAAACAAAUGACAAAAAUCUAAUCAUGCAAAAAGAUGGUCGAGGUCGAUUGUACUAUCGUAUUGCAUUAAAUUAUGCACCAACAAGUUUACAAUUAAAUGCUGCUAAUUAUGGUUUUAAAAUCGAACGUACCUAUGCAGGUGUUGAUGAUCCAUCCCAUGCUCAAAAACAAGAAGAUGGCACAUGGAAAUUCAAAUUAGGUGAGAAAGUUAAAGUUAUUUUAACAAUGACAACAACACAACGACGAUAUCACAUUGCAUUAGUGGAUUAUUUACCAGCUGGAUGUGAAGUAUUGAAUACUCAUUUGAAAGGGACAAUAACCGGUGAUACAGAUUCGUCUGUGACAAGAUCAAAUCGACGUAGAUAUUAUCCAAAUUGCAUUACUGGUUGGACUGAACACGAAAAUUUACGUGAUGAACGCGCUGAAGCAUUUCGAUCAUUAUUAUGGCCCGGUGUUUAUCAGUGGAGUUACAUUAUGCGUGCAACAUGUGCUGGAACAUUCACCAUGCCACCAGCAAAAGCAGAAGAAAUGUAUUCACCAGAGAAUUUCGGUCGAUCGGCAACAGAAAAGGCGAUUAUUAACUAA